UGGAUCCUCGGGACGGGACUCGACACACAGACAAACACAUCAUCAACAGGAGCGUUCACUGUCUGUCUGUCUGUCGCCAGCGUGUGCAUCUGAACGGAUUCUUGCCCUUUUUACCGGGGAUCCGCGGAUAUACGGAGUCAGUACGUCAAAAUGUGUGGCUGAAGAACACAACUCGGGAUUACUGUGGUCUAAAUCCCAUUUUCUGUCCUCCUGUGUCUGUCCAAACUGAGGAUUUGCUCCGGCCAGCGCAGCGAUCAUGUCGGGGAAAAUAGAAAGCAAGCACGAAUCCCAGAAGUCUCACCUCUCCUCUUUCACGAUGAAAUUGAUGAAAUUUCAUUCCCCGAAGAUUAAACGAACUCCAUCUAAGAAAAGCAAACAGCUCCAGCCAGAGCCUACGGUGACUACUCCAGAGAAACCUGUCAACAAGAAGGUGAGUCGAUUGGAGGAACAGGAGAAGGAGGUGGUGAGUGCUCUACGUUACUUUAAGACGAUUGUGGACAAGAUGAGCGUCGAUACGAAAGUUUUGCAGAUGCUUCCUGGUUCGGCUAGUAAAGUAUUGGAGGCCAUAUUGCCUCUGAUGCAAGUGGAGGCUCGGAUACAGCACAGCUCGGCAGUGUCCUCCUGUCAUAACUGCGUCUAUCAGAGUUUGGCAAAUCUCAUUCGCUGGUCUGACCAGGUGAUGCUGGAGGGCAUCGACCUCGACGACAAGGACACUGUAACAACCGUCACCACGGUGAUCAAAGCUGUGUUGGAUGGUGUGAAGGAGCUGGUGAAACUCACUAUAGAGAAACAGGAGCAGCCGUCCCCGACGUCCCCCAAUAAACCAGUGCCUCCUGUGGUCAAUACUGAGAGUGUGUGUGAAAAUCCUCUAACUGAACGAGAGAAGGCGAUCCUGAGUAAGACCACGCCCAUUGUCACGCCCACUGACAGUUUGACUGACAUGUCAGAGGAAGAGGUUGCUCCGCCCAAACCUCCUCUGCCAGGAGUUAAACUGGCAGAGCACAGGAACAGGAUGCAGUUGUGCUCCGAUCCUGUUGCCGGGCCGCGGAGGGCCACUGCGAUGGAAAUCCCGCCCGCUCUGCCUCCUAAGAAGCGACAGUCGGCCGCCUCCCCCACACGUGUUGCUGUGGUAGCGCCAAUGAGUCGAGUCCCGCCUCCUGGAGCUCUGAGACAGCAGCAGGAGUUUGACGUGGAUCUCCUGCAGAGGCGUUUCUCUGGUGGGAGUCAGUCUUACGGAGGGGAUUCGCCGCGUCUGUCCCCCUGUAACAGUAUGGGAAAACUCAGCAAGUCCGAUGAGCAGCUCUCGUCACUGGAGCGAGACAGUGGCCAGUGCUCUCGCAACACUAGCUGUGAAACACUAGAGGGAUAUGAUCCAGAUUACGACUUCCUGCAUCAGGAUCUAUCCGUAUCCGAGCCUUUACCGUUUCCGACAGGCACUGGCAGCAGUCUGAGCCCUCUCCCAGAAUGCCACGGGGAGUCUCAGUCGUUAAGCCCCGCCCAUGCCCCCGCCCACCCACGUUUCAGCGCUCCCGUCACCAAUCAGGCUUCCCUGGAUUACUGGACCACAUCUGGGCCGACCAAUAGCGUGCUUCCCCCCGCCCUCCCGCAGAAGAAGCGGCGGUCUGCGCCGAUCAUAUCGUCGUACCCUCUUUACGAACGCCUUCCAUCACACUACGACAACUUGUCAGAAGAGGAGCAGCCCACGCCGCCGUUCCCGCUGCUGAUGCCGCAGGUCAACGGAGGAGACGAUCUCUCACAGUGUACAGACGCCGACAGCCCACCGCCGCUGCCAGAGAAGAAGGGCAAACAGAUCCUCCAGUACAUGCAGUUUGUGGAGGAUUACUCUGAACCACAGCCGUCUGUCUUCUACCAGAUGCCUCAGAAUGAGAGUAUUUACGAGCAGAGGAGGAACAAGCGCUUUCAGGAGGUUUACGGCGUCAACGAUUCCUACAGCAGCUCGGACUCGGUCCACGAAGCCGUCCCUCCGCCAGCGCUGCCUCCCAAACAGAGACAGCUGGCCUCCAACACUUCUCCUCCUCCUUCAUCCUCUUCUUCCUCUUUUUCAAUUCUCCCUCCUUCUGCUGGGCUUCAGGAGGAGGCGGAGCCUGCUCUUGGCCUCAGCCUAUCAGUGUCUAACUCCUUCCUCAGUGGCCACGCCUCUUUGACCACACCUGUGAGUUCCGACCUGGUUGGUUUGACCAAUGCCGGCAGAGCUCUAGAUGGUGCGGGUGUCUCUAACGGGUCCUUGACCAGCUCUCUGGUCUCCCUGGCCGUCUGUCCUCCCUCUGAAUCUUCUCUUUCUGACUCACUUCUUACCUCUGCGAGUGAAAGCGUCGAUGAAGGCGGUGAGGGAGAGUAUGUGAACCUGUACUCCUCCACACAGGCUAAUGGAGAAAACACACACCGCACUGACCAACCCUCAUCAUGCGAUGAUGUGCUUCAGGACCACACCCCUCACAUACCCACAUCCAAUAGCAAGGAAGCUUUGUCUAAGGACAGGCCAAAGGAACCCAGUAAUGGUCAGACUGAUGAUGUUGAUGAACUGUCCCUCAUUGAUCAUAAUGAUAUUAUGAACCGCAUCACACUCAAAGCAGAGAAUGAUGAUGGUCCUGAUGUGAGAGCCGGGUCUGGAGACAUACUGUUAGUCCACGCUACAGAAACAGACCGCAAAGAUCUGGUGUUGUACUGCGAGGCUUUUCUCACCACUUACAGAACCUUCAUAACGCCUGAAGACCUUAUUAAAAAACUGCACUACAGAUAUACUCGCUUCUGUCACAGUCCAGACACCUUUAGGAAGCGUGUCAGUAAAAACACGUUCUUUGUGCUGGUGAGAGUCGUGGAUGAACUCUGUCUGGUGGAGCUGACCGAGGACAUCCUGAGGCAGUUGAUGGAUCUGGUCUUCCGGCUGGUCUGUAACGGAGAGCUGAGUCUGGCGAGGGUCCUGCGAAAGAACAUCCUCGAUAAAGUGGAACAGAAAAGGCUCCUGCGACACGUGCACAUGCUCAAACCUCUCGCCGCACGAGGCGUCUCGGCCAGGCCCGGCACUCUGCAUGAUUUCCGCAGUCAUGAGAUCGCCGAUCAGCUGACGUUGCUGGACGCAGAACUGUUUUACAAGAUAGAGAUUCCUGAGGUGCUGCUUUGGGCGAAGGAACAGAAUGAAGAGAAAAGUCCAAAUCUGACCCAGUUUACAGAGCACUUUAACAACAUGAGCUACUGGGUGCGCUCUAUAAUCAUCCAACAGGAGAAAGCUCAGGACAGAGAGAAACUGCUGCUCAAAUUCAUCAAAAUCAUGAAGCACUUGCGGAAACUGAAUAACUUCAACUCUUAUUUGGCGAUUCUCUCGGCGCUGGACUCCGCACCAAUCAGACGACUGGAAUGGCAGAAGCAGACGUCUGAGGGUUUGGAAGAGUACUGCACUUUGAUUGACAGUUCGUCGUCCUUCAGAGCGUACCGAGCGGCGCUAGCAGAAGUGGAGCCUCCAUGUAUACCAUACCUGGGUUUGAUCCUUCAGGACCUGACGUUUGUUCACCUCGGAAACCCAGAUUUUAUUGACGGUAAAGUGAAUUUCUCCAAGCGCUGGCAGCAGUUCAACAUUCUGGACAGCAUGAGACGCUUCCAGCAAGUACACUACGAACUGAAACGCAACGAAGACAUCGUCUCGUUCUUCAACGACUUUAGCGAUCACCUGGCGGAGGAGGCAUUAUGGGAGCUCUCGCUCAAGAUCAAACCACGAAACAUCUCGCGCCGCAGGACAGAGCGAGAGGAGAAGACCUAGAACCUGGAGCCCUGGAGACCAUUCACGGUGAGACCUGAACCUCCUGCAGAACCUUGGGAACCCAUGCUAGCGUUCUUAAUCCGGUUCUGGAGCUGAACUGGGCUGAACAGAGACACGCAACAUAGACAGACAUUGGCAGUAUUUUUUUCCCCGACUGAGGACUUUCAAAAUUCACGAGGGGAAUCCUAAUUCAGUAUAGAUAUGCACUCGUGCACACACACACACACACAGGGCUGGAGAGGACCCCAACGCUGUGAUAUAAAGCUCAUACAUCUUGCUAUGUUUGCGUGUGUGUGUGUGUGUGGCUGUACAGAAAGACACACUCUAAGAGGGCUUGGGUGAUUUGAUAUUAAUGCACUGUGCCUGAUGGAGUGAGUUCGUGUUUGCAAAGGUCUGAUUCAAGCUACGAUUCGCCCGUAUGGGUCGAUUGGGAAAAGAGGCAGACAUGUGUGCAAUCCUAUAAGCGUUUUAUAAAGGAAUAUUCGCUGAUUUGUUGAAAUGAUUAUGUUUUGACAGAUGCAGCAAGUAACUGACCAUAUAGACUAUAUUCAUUUAAAAAUUAAAGAGUGAACUGGACGUUUGGACUCAUUUUUCAUGUUGUCUUGCAAUAUUGUUUUGUGUGUGACCAUAUGCGACCCUCAUCACAGCUGUUUCCCCAUCACAACGCCCCUCAAGAGAACCGUCAAGAACGUGUGCUUUUUUUUUUUUGCCUUAAAAUAAAAAGAAAAAUUUGCAUUGUGACGACAUUUUCCGGACUAAUUCUUUUCAUGCACAUUUCUUUCUUUUCCUAAUUCUCAGUGGCUUUCAAAAUGCAAAAAAUAAAAUAAAUAUAUAUAUAUUCAAAUAAAAAUAUAUUAAUUUAAAUUAAAUAGCAAAGUGCAUUCAUAAGGUACAAACAUAAUAACAUUGAAUUAAAUGUAUGCUAAUUUUAAGGGAAAAAUGUGUCACAUUCCUAAAAAAAAUAAAAAUAAUAAAUUGUUCAUAACUCCUUUAUGCAAAUUUUUCACACGUUUACGUAAGAAUGGUUUAUGAAAGAUUCAAAUAGAAUUUUUUUUAUUGUUCAGUACAGUAGAAAGGCUUAAUUGUCAUGACUAUAGUGUCUUAAUGGCUUUUUUUCCCUUUAUCCAAAAUGAAUUUAUAUUUUUUUGUUUUUGGAUUAUUGCAAAAACUACUUUAACAUUUACCUGUGUGAUCUUUGAUGUCACUGAAGGGGCGGGGCUUAGUGUUGCCUGGCGACGAGCAGAUUGACAGUGAGUCUGUGGAGGCUUUUGUUUCUCUUGGGAUGCGUAUGAUAUGUUCUGUGUAUAUGUACAUGUACAGAUGUGAUGUAUAAUAUCUCAUCACGUAAAGGGCAGUUACGAGGAAAUAUAUUUUCAAACCAAAUGAGGCAUACACUAAAAUAACAUUGAAGCAAAAAACUUGAGGACUGAAUAUGCUGUGAUCUCUGGGCAUCAGAGAGCGCUGUGUCUGUGUGUGUGUGAAUGUGGCUUUUCUGCAGAACGUCGUUACUCACAAAUGGGAGAAGGGAAGCUGAAGCCGCUUUCUUCAGUGUGUGUGUGUGUGUGUGGCGUCUGUGAUGUUUACCGACUUCUGGGAUUUUUUCUCCUGUUACACCUGUAACAUCCUGUAUAUUCAACCACCAAUAAAACUGCUCUCUUUGAAUUGA
This is a messenger RNA of Carassius auratus (goldfish), 5441 nucleotides long. Its product is annotated as rap guanine nucleotide exchange factor 1-like. NCBI's taxonomy places the organism in Eukaryota, Metazoa, Chordata, Actinopteri, Cypriniformes, Cyprinidae. Gene Ontology annotation, biological process: Ras protein signal transduction. Gene Ontology annotation, cellular component: plasma membrane. The coding region runs from base 257 to 3775 and encodes 1172 amino acids. The record is from RefSeq and is a predicted model, not a curated record. The transcript has 27 exons. Gene Ontology annotation, molecular function: guanyl-nucleotide exchange factor activity.